This is a messenger RNA of Auxenochlorella protothecoides, 507 nucleotides long. RefSeq names its product PITH domain-containing protein. NCBI's taxonomy places the organism in Eukaryota, Viridiplantae, Chlorophyta, Trebouxiophyceae, Chlorellales, Chlorellaceae. The transcript is spliced from 4 exons. The record is from RefSeq and is a predicted model, not a curated record. The coding region runs from base 1 to 507 and encodes 168 amino acids.
AUGGUAGACUUACUGGACCAGAUCAGCUGGGGGACCCUCGAAUGCCUGAACGAGAAGCCAGACCAUCCGAUCGGCAAUGCCUUGAAACAGGGCUUUAGGGAGGAUGGGGGACUGUACCUGGAGAGCGACACCGACGAGCAGCUACUCAUCCACAUUCCCUUCUCCAGCGCUGUAAAAAUCAACAGCGUCAUCAUUCAGUCUAAGAGUAAACCGGAGCAGGCACCACGCUCUGUCAAGCUCUUUGUCAACCGGCCGACGAUAGGAUUCUCUGAGGCCGCAGACACGGCUGGCCAGGCAGACGUUGAGCUCACCCCUGCCCAAGCCGCUGGAGAACCCAUCCCCCUCAAGCUUGUGAAGUUCCAACGUGUGUCGGUCUUGACCAUCUUUGUGGCGGACAACGUCGGCGACACGGAGAGUACCGUCAUCGAGAAGCUUGCCAUCCUAGGCAGCGCAGGUGACAGCUUCAACGUCGCGGAAAUCAAGGACGUCUCCAAGGAGCAGGGGUGA